Molecule: messenger RNA, 7677 nt
Organism: Lethenteron reissneri (Far Eastern brook lamprey)
Lineage: Eukaryota; Metazoa; Chordata; Hyperoartia; Petromyzontiformes; Petromyzontidae
Product: neurofilament heavy polypeptide-like
Molecular function (GO): structural constituent of myelin sheath
Source: RefSeq, a predicted model, not a curated record
GCUGGGCGGGUUGCUCGGUGACAGAAGAGAGGUGUGGUGGUGGUGGUGGGGUUAUUGAGACUCCCAUUGGCGUCACGCCGCGCGUGCCAAGAAUGUACACAGCACAGAGGCAGCAGCCACGCGCUCGCACAUAGACUCGCUCGCAGACUCGCACACGCAGUCGUAGAACUCACUCAACUCACUCAACAGACGCAUAGAAGGCACAGAACGCGUCGACUCGUCCACAGUAGAGGAGGGCAUACUCGCCCACUCGUAGACUCGCUCACAAACAUACACGCAAACUACACACAGCACACCCACUCGCUGAAACUACACACAGGCACGCACACACAACACACUCACCGAUUCACUUCUAAACUCGCGUACAUUACAUACACACAAAGCGAACACACAGACUCACUUCCAAACCACACGCACACACACACUCCACAGACACACCGAUUACACAACAACCAUUGACACACACAUACACACAGAUUGCACAGACUCACUGACUCACAACAUCACACUGAUUCACCGACAAACACAGCGAGCGCGCGGACGAGUGGACACGCAACUUGAACGCGAAAAGCAGCAGCAGCAGCAGCGACCUGGGAUCGACCAUCCCUGGGACAUCUUCCGAGUGUGACAGCGACACAGCAGAGCCGUGACGUCGGGACAAGAGGAGCGAUGGGAAACACGGAGUCUGCGGCAGAGGAUAUGGUGUUCGAAGGACCGGGAGCCCCGGAUAAAGACCUGGACGGAACGAUCAAGCUCAAGUCGUAUGUGCAGCGCUCCAGCCUCACUGACUCGGAGCUGCCGCCCUUGAACGGCACCCACGACGCCCAGGUGGGAUCCGGCAGCGGCGGCGAUGGCGGCGGAGCGAAGAAAGGAAAGGUCCUCUCGGAUGAUGACAACGGCAGCGUGUUCGUCGACCCCUCCACCGAGGAAGGGAAGAAGCUGCUGCACCGCACGCAGGCGCUCGCCGCGCAGGUGCUGGAUGACGGUUCCGGGAAGGCGGGGGGCAAGCUGCCGGGGUCAGAGCCCGGGGUCGCCGAGGGUCAGCCUGCCGGAACAACUGGGAAGGGCACGGCGACGCGCAAGCCGCCCCUGCGACUCUUCUCCAGGGAUGCGCCUGGGGUCGCCGGCCCCGAGUCCCCGUGCGUCGUCGACAAGGCAGACGGCGCUGCGCCCGUCCCCGCCGAACGCUCCCCUCCUCUCUUCAAGCGGCUCUUCUCCCGCGACGCCCCCGAGCGUGACGACAACACUUUCAAGAACAGGCCCUCCGAGUCGUACGACCUCGAGUCCGUCGAAGAAGACGCGGCGUCAGCGAACGACUCCGACCCCAAACGGGGCCCACAGGGGAAGAGCGCGGAUGUGCCGAUCGUCGGGCAGACGGCCGCCGCGGCCAACGCUGCCCCCGAUGCCAAGCCACCUGGGUCGUUCUACAAGCGUCUCUUCUCCCGCGACGCCCCGGCGCGCUCCGACAACACCUUCAAUGGACGGCCCUCGGAGUCAUUCGACCCGGCGUCAGUGCCGGAAGGAGACGACGAGGGCUCCUCGGCGGAGGACGACGGGGACUCGAAGGGUCGCGGUGAUCAGCGGUCGACCUCGGAUGAGAGUAGGAAGUCGGGCUCGUCUGCAGAUAGGGCUGUUGUGGACGGGGCAAAGGCCGUUGGGGAAGUUGAGAAAUCCUCAGCUGCAAGAGCCUCGAUGGAGAAUGCUCCUCCUCCUCCGCGGGCCAACGGCAAGGAGACGAAGGCGUCGGAGCUGGAGGAGGCAGCCAGGCCGGUGGCACAGGAGGAGGUGGCAGUCGUGAAGCAGAGCAAUGACUCGCUGGAGGCCCCGGUGCAGGGCAAAGGCACGGCCCCCGUGGGCAAAGAUGGAGUCUCCACAGGCAAAGAUGAAGUAGCCUCCACGGGCAAAGAUGGAGUCUCCACGGGCAAAGAUGGAGUCUCUCCAGGCAAAGAUGGAGUCACCCCAUGCAAAGAUGGAGUCUCCACAGGCAAAGAUGGAGUCUCCACAGGCAAAGAUGGAGUCUCCACGGGCAAAGAUGGAGUCUCCACGGGCAAAGAUGGAGUCUCCACAGGCAAAGAUGGAGUCUCCACGGGCAAAGAUGGAGUCUCCACGGGCAAAGAUGGAGUCACCCCAGGCAAAGAUGGAGUCUCCACGGGCAAAGAUGGAGUCACCCCAGGCAAAGAUGGAGUCACCCCAGGCAAAGAUGGAGUCUCCACAGGCAAAGAUGGAGUCUCCACGGGCAAAGAUGGAGUCUCCACAGGCAAAGAUGGAGUCUCCACGGGCAAAGAUGGAGUCUCCACAGGCAAAGAUGGAGUCUCCACGGGCAAAGAUGGAGUCUCCAUGGGCAAAGAUGGAGUCUCCACGGGCAAAGCCGUGACCCCCGCGAGUAAAGGUGAAGCCGCCGUAUCCGCUCCCAAGAGUGGCGGUGCGGAUGAAGCAAAGGGGAAGGAAGAGAAGAAUGAGGGCGAGGAGGACCUCACGUUCAUAGAGAAGGUGGAGCGGUUCUUCACGGGGAAGGAUGACAAGAAGAGCGAUGGAGCAGAGGCGGGGUCAGAGGGUUCUCCAUCAGAGCCCAAGAACCGAGCAGCACCAGCAGGCGUGAAGGAUGCGGGAUCGGCUGAUGGAUCGGCAGAAGAGAAAGCGAGCGAGAAGGACGUGGUGAGCACCGCCUCUGCCGACAGCAAGGAGAACCCCUUGAGAAAGUUCUUCACGCAAAUGUCCAAGAAGGAGGACGAUCCCAGCAAGGAGGAGCCGCCUAAAGCCGAGAAGGGGGAGAAGAGUGAGAAGAGCGAGACAGUUGAGAGCCGAACCUCCGCAGAGGCCAAGGAGAAUCCCGUCAGCAAGUUCUUCCGAGAGCUGUCCAUCAAGGACGACAGCUCCACAAAGGACGACAAUUCUGCCAAGGAGAAGCAGGCCAAGGCUGAGCAGCCCAAAAAAGAGGAGCCGGGCAGAAAGGCAGACGUCGCAGCCGAGGCCGGAGGGAAUACGAGCGAGAAAGUGGAGAGCAGCACCACGGCGGAGACCAAGCAGAAUCCCGUCAGCAAGUUCUUCCGAGAGCUGUCCAUCAAGGACGACAGCUCCACAAAGGACGACAAUUCUGCCAAGGAGAAGCAGGCCAAGGCUGAGCAGCCCAAAAAAGAGGAGCCGGGCAGAAAGGCAGACGUCGCAGCCGAGGCCGGAGGGAAUACGAGCGAGAAAGUGGAGAGUAGCACCACGGCGGAGACCAAGCAGAAUCCCGUCAGCAAGUUCUUCCGAGAGCUGUCCAUCAAGGACGACAGCUCCACAAAGGACGACAAUUCUGCCAAGGAGAAGCAGGCCAAGGCUGAGCAGCCCAAAAAGGAGGAGCCGGGCAGAAAAGCAGACGUCGCAGCCGAGGCCGGAGGCAAUACGAGCGAGAAAGUGGAGAGCAGCACCACGGCGGAGACCAAGCAGAAUCCAGUCAACAAUUUCUUCCGACGGCUGUCAAUGAAGACUGAUGAACCCAGCAAGGACACACAGUCGAAAGCGGAGCAGCCCAAGAAAGGAGAGCCGGACAGUAAGACGGAUGUCGCAGCCGAGGCCGGAGGAAAGACGAGCGAGAAAGUGGAGACCAGCACCACGGCGGAGAUCAAGCAGAAUCCCGUGAACAAUUUCUUCCGACGUCUGUCCAUGAAGACUGAUGAGCCCAGCAAGGACACGCAGUCGAAAGCGGAGGCCAAGAAGGUGGAGCCGGGCAGUGAGGCAGAGAAGGCUGGAGCACAGCAGGCAAAGGAGGUGGCCAACAAAACAGAAGGAGGUGCAAAGCCCUCUGAGAGCAAAGACAACGCCUUCUCAAAGUUCUUCUCUCAAAUAACCAAAAAGGAGGACGACAGCGACAAAGCCAAGAAGACAAAAGCAGAGGUGGCCGCUCACAAUGGACCACACUCAGCCACCAAUGGGAACUCAUCCACCAGCGAGGGCUCCCCCUCCAAUGGGAGCUCACCAACUAUUCGGAGCGAGAGGGCCGGUGGGCUGGAUGAGAACCGUGACAAGAGCGUCCUGGGCAUGCUGCACCGAGUGAACAAGAGGAAAGAGAAGAGACAGGAGGUGUUUGGCGGCAACGGUGAACUCAUCGGCAACGGAGAUGCAUCUUCGAACGAAAUCAUCAGCAGUUCCUGAGCACAAUAACUCGCUGAGCAGCAGAGCCGCACAACUCCAAAGAGCAGAAGAAGUUGUGUUCGACGCCACGUCACCGAUACCACAGUACACAACAGCACCACUGCCACAUCUUGGCACCACCUAACCCAGACACAACACACCGCAGAAGCUGACACAACUCGGGUACGCAGCGCCAUAGCUUAUACCAAUACUCAGCACACCAUAGAAUAUACCAAUAAAACAUACAGCCCCACAGCAUACACCACGACCAUGGAACAUAUGCCGUGACUACUACAACACACAACAACAAUACCACUACGCUGCUAGGUUCAGUACAAAAGCUGUGAGCUUUACCCAGACUACCCAACUCAAUCUGGUGGUCUGGAUAAGGGUGAGAUCCUGUGUUCGUACAAUGCACACGUUUUCCUUUGUUGUUGAAUCUAUUUGUAUUCCGGCCGGCACUACAUUUUCUGUUUUGAUUGGGUUUUCUCGUCAUUUACAGAUUUGAAUCACUACACCGCUGCAACAUACAGCACCAUUGCAAAUUCUAUUGCAGCGUGCAACACUAUAGCAGAUACUCCUACAGGGCAAAUAGCUUCCAUCACUAUCAACACAAGCACAACGUUGUCAGCCUCGAAAUCAAUUACCAGCCAUUUACGCACAAUACAUCAAAAUCAUGCUCGUUGCAUCUUCAUCAUCCACCAUCAUCACGUCUGUAACUUCAGCCGUUCAAAAUAUAGGACAUGCCGCCAGUUUCUGACAGCACGUGCGUGAUGGUGGGUCUGUAAUUUCCACUUUCGGAAAACGGGCGGCUUUGCUUUGGUAUUCGUGCCUUGGUGACUGCCACUGAAAAGAAAUGACAGUGACGAGCCACUUUGUGUAAAUCAAACUCACUGGCUGCGUACUUACAAGCUGCCUUGGAUGGAAAAGUGCACACUGACCGCUAAGUAUCAUGCAGCUACUCCCCUUUCCUUUGCCCGCACCGACUGACAAAAAGGGGCCUGCAGAAUCGUAACGAACGAUAAUAACAACAAUCAUCAUCAUCAUGUUAAGUGACGCACGAGACACCGAGCAGGGGGUUUCAGAGGAGGCGUCGCGGGGUCCCACAUCUGGUCGCGGAUGCCGUGCGGAGGACGCGGCAUUGUCCCGGUGAAGUUCACCGCUCUCUUCUUUGUGAGACCGACGCUGGCAUCUUUUGCGGCGUUUUUAUUUUUAUUUUGUCAGCUGGGGCACCCACACAACAUUCACUUCGUCAGUGUUCGGUGGGUGUUACUUUUACGUUUAACGCUUUUACUUCAGGGUUUUUUUCUGGUAACGGCGUGACACUUUUAAAGCAGUGAAAUCGUCAAGGCCCCAGGGCGGCAUAGUACGGUCGACAGAUCCUCGGAAGUCACAGAGUGAACGCGUUGCUUCCGAGCGCGUCACAAACGUGGCGUUAGUCUUUAUCAGAUUGUCAAACAAGAUGGGUUCAGGAAUAUUAAUAACGAUAGUCAACUUCUUCUUCUUCUUGGUUCUUUCGGUAAAGUCACGUAGAAGGGAAAUAAAAAAAUAAAACAUAAUAAAAUAAUUCUGUCGGGAAGAGCGCUGUCUUCUGCUUGCGUUGUGGCAGAAACGUCGUGAGAAUUAUUUUAUGAUGUUUUCUUUUAUUAUUUCCCUUCUACGUGACUUUACCGAAAGAACCAAGAAGAUGAAACCCUGCAGUCACGAAAGCUUUAAAUCGAAACGAUAGUCAAAUGCACGAAACUUUAAUCAAAGGCUUCUAGCAUCUAUUACAUGGGAUUAUUCUGGAAAAUCUGGGUGAAAAAAAAACGCACGAAUGAGAUGCAUGUUGAAUUUAUUUUGCACCGUGUGUAGCCAACCGUGCUAAUCGGAGGUAAAAUGUAACAAAUAAUUUUGGUGAUGCCGCUGCUGCGUUGGCCGUAGUCCACAAUCACAAAUAAAACCAAACAUAUUCACGCAUUUGUAAAUAACGUAGCCUUGAAAGGAAAAGUAGGCGACGUUUCAGGCAAAUGGCCUUUCUACAUAGCACAUUUGCUACGAUGACAUGCCAUCGCCCCCAAAGCAUAUACAUUAUACAUAUAUACCGUAGUUACUUUUAAGGCCACGGUGUUUUUUAUGAUUGUGUCGAGUAUUUUUUAAUCACAAGUGGAAAAUUCAACCUCGGAAGGUGUUGGUUUUGAUGCGUGCGAGCCCUGUCGCCUCGUCGCGUGCUUUGACAGAUGUGAGAUUGAUGUACAAGUAAAACGCAAUAUAUAUAGGUCGGUCACGCUGUUAUUGUUUAAUUAGAACUGUGUUCUGAGACAUGAUUUUAGUCACCGAAUCGGUAGCGUAUAUUUUAACACCUUUUAGCGAAGCGUGCAAAGUUAAUUUUGCAACAGGGAGGGGGAAAAAAUGUAAUAAUUCGUCAUUCUGCCUGCAGCGCUUUGUUAUUUCCAAAUUACUUCUCGAUGUUUGCAACGUGCUGUUUGCUUUUAAUUGCCGAUGGGGAGCUUUAGAGUUACUCUUGCACGCCGUGUGAUUAAUCCUGCCAGGGGCGAAUGAGUUCAGUCUCUCUCAAAACCACUGAUUGUCAAAAUAUUUUUUUAUUCCUUCCUGCCUUUUUUUAUUACCUUGUAUAGUUUUGCUUUUAACACUGUAACACAAUUUCAAUACAAGUUUAGAUUUGUAUAUUUUUUUAUAUGAAUCAAACACACUACUGGGCAUGCAGUCGGACUGUGUGAUUCCAGCUCUUUGCUCCAUCGUUUGACACCAGUACAUGCAUCGGUGCCAUUAGCAGUGGCAGUAAUUUCUAUGGUUAAGAAUGCAGAACCAAUGGCUACAGACCCGACUCCAGUGAUUUACUGUAAAACACAUAUCGUGUUUAUUUCAUUCCAUUACUUUGGUGGAAGGGGGACAGGGGCAGGUGGGGGAGAGUGGUGGUGCAGUGGUUAGCGCACCGCUUUAUGAAGCCACCACGUGUUGCAUCAUUGACGAGUGAUAUCUGAAGUAGGCCCAUACCCCUCACCCUGCCCCUUACCCUUCACCGACUCGCAUUGACCAGUUUGGUGAAGUAUGGUCAAACAACCCCAACAACCAAGAUGGAAUGGAGGGACCUUCAUCUAGCAGUGGCUUGACAAAGGGAUUACUUUUUAUCAUUUAAUGUAGCUCUUUAAUUAUAUAAGCCUUGUAUAUUUUUUCUAAUGAAAUGCAUUUGCUCAGCGGUUGGGUGGGUCGGGGAAGGGGUAAUCGCAUCGGGGGAACUAAUGUUGUUUUGUAGAUUUGGGAUCGCACCUGGACAUUGAGUGUUUUUUAGAUUUUCACUUCAGGGGUUUUGUGACCAGCACCCCUCCCACCUCAGUCCUCAGAGACCGACCAUCAGUCUGACUUUUUACGCGGCCGCCAGUCGCUCACACUCGGAUGUACAUUACCCGCCUGCUCGUUAAAAUGUAAAUUAUGAACUGUUUGUAAAUUGCUCGUGUCUGUUGCAAGGCAUAUGUCGAAUGCUGGACUGAGGUGGUCCCCGAAGACUGUAGUUGAAAUCCACUUGUUAAGUGAACAAAUAAACGAUAUGCAACUUCGGCAAGA